This is a messenger RNA of Mucor mucedo, 486 nucleotides long. RefSeq lists its product as uncharacterized. The record is from RefSeq and is a predicted model, not a curated record. The annotation marks the transcript as partial. The transcript has a single exon. Lineage: Eukaryota; Fungi; Mucoromycota; Mucoromycetes; Mucorales; Mucoraceae.
UCUGAUGACGAUGCAAGUGAACUGACAUGUUAUCGCAAAUUUGCAAAGGUACUCGAUGAAAUCUUAGAUAACAUCAUGUUAGACAUUCUGGAUGGAGAAAGAGUAUCUAAAGCUUCCAAGACCGUGGCCAAAAACCUAGAAAAAACAUAUAAUUCAAGCAUUCCUUUGCACAAUGGUUUUGGUAGAAGAAUCGACUUGAUUCUUGCGACGAAAGAUAUAGAGCUGUCCACGAGCGAGUGGAAAAAGAAGAAAACUCCUGCUGCCAAAUGUCUACAACAACAAGCGAAGAACAUCAGAAUCAACAAGGCAAUCUUGAGAUACUUUUUGGACCUUCCUAUCUCUGAAACUGACAAGAGCAAGGUGAUAACAGUUGGUAUGGAUUGGACGGGUAACAUGGGGUACAUGUUUGCUGUCAAGCCACUUGAUGAUGUCUUUGUCACCAGAACACUUUACACACUCACUAUACCCACAUAUAUUGAUAAACUA